This is a messenger RNA of Phalacrocorax carbo (great cormorant), 1464 nucleotides long. NCBI's taxonomy places the organism in Eukaryota, Metazoa, Chordata, Aves, Suliformes, Phalacrocoracidae. The record is from RefSeq and is a predicted model, not a curated record.
AUGAGCAUCUGGGAGGUGAUCCUGGCUUUCGUGGUGGUGGUGCUGAUGCUCGUGGCCCUGCUGGCCAACGUGCUGGUGCUGAUGUGCUUCCUGUAUAGCGCGGACAUCCGCAAGCAGGUCCCGGGAUUGUUCAUCCUCAACCUCACCUUCUGCAACCUGUUGAUGACUGUUUCGAACAUGCCCCUGACCUUGGCUGGGAUCAUUUACAAGAGUCAACCAGGAGGAGAUCAGAUCUGCCACAUUGUGGGCUUCCUGGAGACUUUUCUCACCACGAACUCCAUGCUGAGCAUGGCAGCUUUGAGCAUUGACAGGUGGAUUGCUGUGGUCUUCCCUCUAAGUUAUCACUCCAAAAUGAGGUACAGAGAUGCUGCUCUCAUACUGAGCUACACGUGGUUACACUCGGUGUCGUUCCCGAUAGUGGCAGCUUCUCUCUCCUGGGUGGGUUUCCAUCACCUCUAUGCCUCCUGCACCCUGUACAACAAGAGACCAGAGGAUAGGACACAGUUUGUGAUUUUCACUGGGGUCUUUCACACCCUCAGCUUCCUCCUCUCCCUUAUAGUCCUGUGUUUCACAUACCUAAAAGUGCUGAAGGUGGCACGGUUUCACUGUAAGCGGAUUGACGUGAUCACUAUGCAGACCCUGGUGCUGCUUGUGGACAUCCAUCCCAGCGUAAGAGAGCGUUGUCUAGAAGAGCAAAAGAGGCGGAGGCAGCGAGCAACAAAGAAAAUAAGUACCUUUAUUGGUACUUUUAUACUUUGUUUUGCACCUUAUGUAAUUACAAGACUUGUUGAAUUAUCCUCCAUGGUCCACAUCAACUCCCAUUGGGGAAUCAUUUCCAAGUGCUUAGCUUACAGCAAAGUUGUUUCAGACCCUUUUGUGUACUCUUUGCUACGGCAUCAGUACAAGAAGACAUGGAAAGACAUCAUAAACAAGAUCCUCAAAAGAAGCUCCAUCAAUUCCUCUGCCCUCACGAGCGAAUCACACAAUCGGAAUAUAUUGCAGCUGAACGAAUGAGGAGCCUCGUAUGGGACGUACAAGACACAUAAAAUGAUAUACGGGAAACAAAAGUAACUGGCCUAUCCCUAGUAGCUAGCCUCAGCUGUCAGGGUUUCGGGAGACAGUCAUGGACACAUUGAAGUGCGGCCCGUGUCCCUCCAGUAGCCCACGUAACACCUAAGGGAGGCAGGUGGCUUUGUACCUCCUGCCUCUGACUAAAAGAGUGCUAUUGAUCUGUGGUCCUGCAGGCUUUGCAAGUACAAAUCUCCCAUUGAUUUCCGUCAGCAGUCACACAUACGUAUAGGGUAAAAAGCUAGUCUUCAGCAGAAAGUCUCAUGAACAUAAUGGGAGCAAAGUGGUGCCAUCAGAAGAUUAUUCUAAAAAGCUGCACAGGAAUAAUUGUGCUGUAUUUUUCACUGGCUGCAGGUAAUGUUCUCACUGAUGGAGCUGCCAACCUGUCUUUACAAA